UUUCAUUCGAAGUCGGUCUCUCUGCGCGUAAUCAGUUCGCGCUAUCUUUGUGCGUGUGUUUGUAUCAAUUGUAAAACGAAAUUUUGUAAAUCAAAUUAUUCUUCAAUUCGCGUGUGCGGAGAAACAUUCUCCUUCGGCGCGCAAACUCGUUUGUUGGCGGCGUGUGCGAAAAAAGCGGUGGGCAAAAAAAUUAAUCCACGCACAAGUUGUCCUGUGAGAAACAAUGUCGGCGAGGUGUUGAGCGCCGCGGCUUUUAAUAAAAAAGGUGUUCGUGCCAUUUGAGCUUGGGACUUGGCAGGCCAGUAGGAGUCAAAUUGCAACCAAACUAAGCCACCAAGGCCCUGGCCCCCAAGCAGAACUCGACGGAGGCGCCACUCGACCUGCACGGCUGGACGGACUGACCGUCUGCGUGAGCUGAGAAGAUGCGCUCCGGGGGCGUGAGUCGGCCCCCGGCGGUCAGUGAGGAGGAGGAAGCAGACUGGGGCCAGGCCAGCAACAGGCCAACCUACUGGCAGGACUCUGAAGACGUGGAGGUCGAGCUGCUGGACAACUCGGAGCCCUCGGAGGACACUAAACGUCCCAACGGUACAAACAGUUCCGAGGAAUCGAGCAGCGACGGCGAGAGUUGCGGACGCGGCAAAAGGAAACGGACUGCGCGCAGGUUGAGUCCCUCUUACCAGGCGACUCCCAUGCUCAGCGCGAACGCAGCGCAGAAAAAGGGCAAGCGUAGAGUUUCGGCAAGGGAGCGCAAUCUGCGUCGCUUGGAAAGCAACGAGCGCGAAAGGAUGCGCAUGCACAGUCUCAACGAUGCCUUUGAGCAAUUACGCGAGGUGAUCCCGCACGUCAAGAUGGAGCGCAAGCUGUCCAAAAUUGAGACUCUGACCCUGGCCAAGAACUAUAUUAUGGCCUUAACCAACGUCAUCUGCGACAUGCGCGGCGAGGAAAAACCUUACACUUUUGUGGAUGGCGAGUCUUCGUGUGAAGCCAACAAUGACGAGGACAUCGAGGUCGAACACCUGGAGGAAAAUAACAACUCAAGCUGCCAACGAGACUUGGAAACUCGUGCCUGAAUUCCUGCAAAAGUAUAACAACACUCGACUUUAAUUAAACAAAUUUACUUCGUAACAAAAAAAAAAAAA
Neocloeon triangulifer is the source of this 1139-nucleotide messenger RNA. It is a transcript of the gene dimm, whose product is annotated as protein dimmed. Gene Ontology annotation, molecular function: protein dimerization activity. The record is from RefSeq and is a predicted model, not a curated record. Lineage: Eukaryota; Metazoa; Arthropoda; Insecta; Ephemeroptera; Baetidae. Bases 423 to 1070 code for a protein of 215 amino acids. The transcript has 5 exons.